UGCAAAGCCAGCCCAACUCUCCCAGUGCUGCAGAAGAUAGGCCGUGUGGAAGGGCUCCGGCUGUAGAAUCCUCUCCGGUCCAAUCUCUGUAGAAGGGACAUUAACGAGCAUCUGCCUGGGGAUCGCGUCGCCUCGACACACCGCCCUUCCUUGCGGUCAGGAGGCCCCGUUAAGCGCACCUCGUCGGCUGAAUGGGCUCCCCAAACUCCUCCGGACCGCUCAGUCCAGCCCUGGUCGGAUUGGCCGGCUGGUGGGGCGGCGCGUGGCGGAGGGGCCGGGCUGCCUCUGAUUGGCCGCCCCCUCCCCGAGCCUCCCCGCUUUCUCCAGCUGGCGUUCGGUUCGCAGUCCGGCUCCGGGCAUCUCUGGCGCGGCCGCCCUGGUGAUUCCAAGUCUGCUUUUUGCGCUCGGGCGCGCAGCCGCCGACCCACGUGGCCCUCCUCGGGGAAGUCAAGCGGGUCUCUCCCCCGAUGUCCGCCUGCCACACACUUGGGGGCGCGGCUGCCAUGGAUUUUCCUGAAGUCCUGAAGUCUCUGCUGGAGUACUCGUUCCCUUGGACGGCCAAUCCGAAAGAUAAAGAGAAAAAGGAAAAACUUGAGGAAGAUGAAGCAGCGGCUGCUAGUACAAUGGCUGUCUCAGCCUCCCUCAUGCCUCCGAUCUGGGACAAAACUAUUCCUUAUGAUGGGGAGUCUUUCCAUCUGGAGUAUAUGGAUUUGGAUGAGUUCCUGUUAGAGAAUGGGAUUCCCUCUAGUCCGAAUCACCUGGACCUGAAUCAGAACCCACUCUUGCCUGUGGCUGAACUGGAAGGAAAAGAAGCUGCCAGUGCUUCUGCUGCAUCCCCAGCCUCACCAUCUUCCACAGUGGUUUUCCAGCCAUCAGAAACUACCACAAGUGAAGAAUCCUCACCUGAUACUGAGAGAUUGACUCCCAGUCCCAUUGAUCCAGAGUGUGUUGAGGUUGAUGUGAAUUUCAACCCUGAUCCUGCUGAUUUAGUGCUCUCUAGUGUACCUGGAGGUGAGCUCUUCAACCCUAGGAAGCACAAAUUUGCUGAAGAGGACCUGAAACCACAGCCCAUGAUUAAAAAAGCCAAGAAAGUCUUUGUCCCUGAAGAUCAAAAGGAUGAAAAAUAUUGGUCAAGGCGGAAGAAGAAUAAUGUAGCAGCCAAGCGAUCACGUGAUGCUCGACGACUGAAAGAGAACCAGAUCACAAUCCGAGCUGCGUUUCUGGAGAAAGAGAAUACAGCACUGAGGACAGAGGUGGCAGAGCUACGGAAGGAAGUGGGAAAAUGCAAGAACAUUGUCUCUAAAUAUGAGAGCAGAUAUGGAUCAUUUGACAUAUCCGAUUCCGAGUGAUGCAACUUUAAAGACUUUUAAAAUCACAAAGAAACUAAAACUACACAUGAAACCACCUGUCGUCAGAGUGAACAGUGACAGAUGUGAGGUAUUCUACACAAACAGCUGGUGAUGACCCUGCUUCCCUGCAAGUACCUCAUCUGAACUACCUAAGGGCUGAGCAUGAUGAAAAGGCCAAGGUCUCUAAUGCUACACUUCUUUUUGUACUGCUGUUUUUCCUUGUAACCAGAACCUGCAGUACAGUCAAUUAACUCUUUUCCAUUUCACUUGGUGCUCAUGUCCUUGAGUUCAGUUUGAUAACUUGAGUGAGUGGUGGUUUGGGGAGGGUGAUUGGAGAAAGUGGCGUCUUAAUUGAAAAAAGGCUUAAAACUAUAAUUCAUCAACAAGUGUAUGUGUUCUCAACUCUGUGCUUUAGAAUGAAUGUUAAUAUUGCAGCUAGACUCUGUUAAGCUGUUGUAUCUUGUUCUUUUGGAGGAGAAACAGCAAAUGUAUAAAAUAGACUAGGAAAUAUGAUUUAGUAUAAUAAAUUACAGCCCACCCAUAUAUUUAUUGAAAUAAGGGGAAAUAAAAAUCAUCCCAAAAUACUUUGUAUCUUAACAUUAACAAGUAAAAUGCACCUUAGUUUCUCAGUUGAUAAAAACUUUCAUUAGUUUUCUGAAGUUUACCUCUUACAGUACUGUACUAAGAAAAUUGUGAUAGUAAGAAGAUAACUUUUUCACAGUUUACUCUUCAGCAUAAUCUAAACACAUUUUGAUUUUCAUAAAUUGCAAAAGAAAAACUCCAGUUUUAUCCCUCCUGCUAUUAUAUACCUUUAGGAGAAGGGGAGGCCUGAGUACCCUUUGGGGUUUUUUAUCUUAUUGAAACAGAUUGCAUCAAGUCUUGUCAAAAUGAGGGAGGCUUCUUUGGAUUGCUUCAACUACAUAAAUAGGUAAUGCUGAUUUCCACCUCUAUCUGGCUGUGAACAGUAUUAAUGGACCAAUGUUAGCAACUUUUAUGAUCCCCCCUUCCCUUUAAAGCAUAUUUUGAAUUUAACUGCACGCCCAACAGCAUGAUAAAACAUUGGAGUGAUCAACCAUUGCAUAGGAUACAGUGUAAUCCUGUCUAUAAGAUAGCAAAAAUUAGAGUAGCCUGACAAGAGCAAAGUAGGCUAUGCAAAAAGAUGUCCUUUAUAGUGUGUCUUAUCAGUCCCAUAGAACAGAGGUCCCCAACAUGCUGCCCAUGGGCACAGCUGUGCCCGCCAACACUUUUUCAGUGCCCGCCAAGUAUUUUAGAAAGCAGGUGGAGCCAGGUGAGGCUUUUGCAAGGCAUAGCUUCUGAUUGGCCAUUGAAGGAUUGAUUGGCUGUGCAGAUUUUUAAAAACAUUGCUGUGGCAGAAACUGCUUCCACAGCACAAGUCACACAGCAUUGUGUGACUGAAGAUAAGCUGUAGCAGCCAUUUUGUGGCUAGCUUCACCUCCUGCAGCAGCCAUUUUGUGGCAGCCAUAUUUUCUGACACAGUGCCCACCAUACUGUGUCAGAAUUCCAAAUGGGCCCGCAGGCUUAAAAAGGUUGGGGAUCGCUGCUGUAGAAGUUACACCCAAAGCAUGAUCUAUAUGAAAUUUUAUAGUGUAUCAAAAUAUUUGAAAUAUUUCUAGUAAAAUAUUCAUGGCCAUAGUUUUAUUCACUAUAAUAAAACUAGCAGAAAAGGGGGUAAAGAAUUUGGAUAUAUUUAUUAAUAUAAUUAUAUUGGAAGAGUGGACAUAUAUGCUUUUUCAGAUAUUUAGGCAGAUGGUUCCCAACAUUAUAGGAGCCUGCAAAUGUUGGAGACAAGGGGCUUAAAGAGAUGUUGAAUUCAGAACAGGAGUUGAAAGUGGCAGACAGGUCUCAACAAAGCUACGCUAAUUGAUCAUAUUUUAUAUAACCAUGAUCUAGCAUGCUUCAUUCAGUGUUUAAUCCCCAACAAAAUCUUAAGAAAUCAUAAAUUACCUGUUCUACUCCAGUGCAGAUUUUAAUUGUUUCUGAUUUGUAAGAAAAUAGGUAUAUUAUAUAAAAUAUUUUUUACUCAGGACUGUUAAUAAGAGUCUUUAAUAUAUGAAAUAAUUAGAUGAGGAUUAAAUGUACCAGAAAAGAAUCUGACAGACCAUAAUGUUACUGCUAAUCCAUAUAUAAAUUCUCUAUUGUGUUCAGACCUACAUUUUCAGAACCUGAUUGUUCCUACUUUGUGUAUGUAAAUUUCAGUGAUGCCUAAUCACUUAAUGUUCUCCUGCCACACUUUUUGAGAAGAUAGUAUGAAUGAUCAGCAACGUAAUAAAACUGCCUUUCAUUGAUUUUGAUGGUAUCCCAUGUUAUCAAAAAUAAUGGAAUGUUUUAGCUUUAUUCUGUAUCAUCCUCUCAUUGAAAAAACUGUAAUAGUGAAAGUAGAUCAUCUACAUAAGUAAAAUUUUAUGCAGUAUAGUCUUAAAACAAAUCCCCACGCUUCAUCCACAUCUAAUAUAUGCUGGGAAGGUUUACAUUUAAAGCUCAUGUUAGACUUGACUACAUAGGUUACAUAGAAACAUAGAGCUGGAAGGGACUCCAAGGGUCAUCUAAACCAACCCUCUGCACAAUAUAGGAAAUUCACCAGCUACCCCCUACUCCAGUGACCACUGCUCUAUGCCCAGAGGAAGGCAAAAAACUUGUAGGAUCCCUCACCUAUCUGGCCUGGAGGAAAAUUCCUUCCUGACCCCAAAGUGGCGAUUUUCAUUAACCUGGGCAUGUAAGAAAGGGUGACAAGAGUCUAGCAGGAGCUCAAUCCAUCCUGCCCUCUAUCUCACAAUCUGCCUAAAUUUGUAGUAAGUCACAGAAGGAGCAUUGCUGACAAAUGGCUAUUUAGCCUCUGCUUAAAAACCUCCAAAGAAGGAGAGGUUUCAUUGAGAGGAGACCUCUCAAGGAAGUCUGUUCCACUUAGGAACUACUCUGACUGAAUGAGUAUACCGACAUUUUAGUGCAGAAAAGUGGCUUCACUCUUUUGGGAUGGAAUAGUUUGAACUCUUAAUCAUUUUAUAUACUCUAUCUAUUCUCUAAAAUGUAUUCUCUCUUUUAGCUGUAGAAUAUAAAUCAUCUAGCAUAAUUAGGCCUGCUAUUUUCCUACAGCCUAUUCAUUUUGGUAGCUAGUUUAUACUAAUAAUAGUAGGAGAACAUUCUUCAUUUGUACUAGUAUCUAAACUUAUUUGUCCAAAGCAGUACUGGAGAAUUCAGGAAGUAACUGUGCAGACUUUGUUUCUGUAUAAUACCUAUUUCAUUACAUUGUGAUAUGACUUUUAAUGGAAAAUUGCUGUGCUGUCUGCAUAACUAUAGGGUUUUACAGGAACAGUUUGUGAGCAACAAUAAGUUGUGAGCAGCCAAGAGAUAGAUGGUAACAGCUUUAAAAAGAUGUAUUCUAAGUAUUGGGGAGACAAAAUUUCACAUAAGCCAAUAAUCUUCUUUAUAAUACAGAAUUUGUUUGGGUUUACUUUUGUAGAUCCUCUCAUGAUAGGUUAGAUAUAUAUUUAGGAGCUGAUCCUCUUCUUCUUUAAAUCUGUGGGGGGAAAUCUUCCCUACCCUUGAAGAGGCUUGGCAUAGGCACUUAAUCUCUGAUAGUGAAUUUGAAUUAUUGAGGUAAACCAGCGACCUAAAAUUAAAGGAUUUUAAUUUUCUUUUCUUUUCACAUUACUUAGUAUAUCAUUCAUUCAUUCACAUUACUUAGUAUAUCAUUCAUUCAUAAGGUAAUGAAGAUGUUUUAUUUGGUGCUGUGGAUACUAAAGCCUAUAUAAGCUUUGACAUUAAACCUGCAAUAUUAAUCUUGGUUAUAACUGUUACAUUCCCAGGAUCUUUAAAAUGUGUGUUUUUUUAAAUGUUUAAAAUAUUUUUCUUUAGUUUUCUCCUUUUCAAUGGGUUGUGCUAUUUGGAAUAAUGUGUUUUAGGUGUAGAAAUUGCUCAUAGUAUUACCGGCUGGACAGUCCUGUGAAGGUAUCACGUGAUGUGUCAUGGGCUGUACCCCAGCACCCUCUGAAUAGCCUGCUUGCUCCUCAGAACCCUACCCCCAGGACCUCAGACAAAGAGGGUCACCACUUUCACCAUUACCUGUUCCUCAUCUGUAGCCUGGUACCAGAGCUGGCAUGUCAUUCCCAGCCUCCCCUCCUUAUGAAAGCUAGCCAGAAACUGGCAUCUGCUUCCUGGGUGUCACCUAGCUCCUUCCGCUCAGCUGCUAUCAAACAGCUGAUCAACAGGUGGAGGGUUCUUAAAGGUCCCAUGGUUGCUGAUCAGCAGCAAGUCAGGCAGCAGCUUAAAGGGGCCCUGCACUGAUGGUCAACUUCAAAUCAUGCAAUGCUUAUAGGGCCCACUCCCUGCAACAGCCUCUCAGAUGGGUAACAUUACGGCUUCUCUGUCUCUGGGAGCUGCAACCACAGUUGGGGACUGCACUGCCUCCUGACACAGUGGAAGUGAACCAGCAGUCAAACCUUACAGGAUCAUUGCAAAAUUGUUAAAAUAAAUAUACUGCUCAGAGAUCUGAAGGCCUUCAUUCUCAUGACGUGACGGUUUCAGCCAAGCAAAGGGGUACAGUUGUUACAUCAUCUUUUAUAAUAUCAAAAAUAUUACAGUAAACCGAACUUUUACUAGGGAAAGAAUUGCAUUCUCGUGCUUAUUCUGUGGGCACCUCUCCUUUCCCAGAAAAACAUGUAGACCUAGUUUGCUAAACUUCAGCAAUUUUUCAUUUAAAGGGUCAUUUUGCACAUUUUUAGAUGUGCAGUGUGAAUGUGACAGAUGAGUAUUUCCCACGUGUGUUCCUGGCAAUGCUCUUUUAAAUAAGUAUUUAUUAUAUCUGUGUCCUUUUCUUAGAUGGGGUCUUCCAUCCAGGGGACUGAUCACAUCCACAUUUGCUUAGCUUCAUCAGUAGGCACUCACAGACCCUUAUACAGUUGACUACAGUUUCCUGAUAAGUACAUACCUUGUGCCACAAACCCAUAUUUAUCUCUGCUUAAUGUGUAAAAUCUCCUUUUUAUACACUUGCAGUUAUAAUACUGAUAACUCAAAAAUGUAACUAAUUUUCAAUGGGAGGAGUGAUGGUAACCAGUUUCAUGGAGAAAACGUAGUUGGGAACAUACCUAUUCCCCUCCAGGGUUGAUCGUUCAAAAAACGAACCCUAGUUCUGCAGGUUUGCAGCAAAAGGAUGUGCGUGGCGUUGAUGGUUAGCAGCUGUGAUGUCUCCAAGAUUCCCCUACCCAAGUCUCUGAAGCAAAACAUAAGACAUUAUUUUUAAAAAUAAUGCAAUGAAUAAGUAUGAUACUUUUAUUUUAAGGGCAUACUGAACCCCUGAAGUGCACAGAAGGAGGAGCAAGAGUGACUGAUGAGCCAGCAUUAAAUUAUUUGCUCUGGAUGACUGCCAUUUUGGUUGCAAAGCGAAGAGAUGAGGCUCCCUCUGUGGCUGAGAGAGGAGCUCAAAGUCACACUUUUUGAUUAGUUACCAAAGCUAACACAUUUCUAGUUGCGUCUGUCAGAAAAUACUUGUGUGAAUUGGUUGUAUUCCUGGUAUUAUAGGUACAUCAGGCAUAUCCUCCCCUUGCAUUUUGCAGUGCUACUUUUCUUCUGCAAAUUAUAGGCAUUAAUAAUGUCACAGCUGAAUGGAGCAUUGCAAAGGAGAGGUAAAAUGAGAGGAAUGGGAAAACAGGGAGACACAACAUUGCCCUGACUUCCCAAUGAUUUGGAAGUCUUUCAUUGUGAAUACUUAUUCACAGAUCCCAAUUUUAUUGGCAGGGCUCAUUUAUAGUGCACAUUAUUUUUGAUAUGAAACCUUAUCAUCUUGGGUGUGUUUCUGAUGACCUCGUGAUGUAAAAUGGCUGCAAGAAGAAUGUAAGUCUCAGGAGGAGAGUUUAUUUUAUAUUUUUGAUCUCUUAAUAGUAUGAUACAAAAUUAACAAUGUGGGUAGAAGAUAUUAAUUUCAUCUAUUAUUAUGAAUAUAUGCUUUUACUGAAUUGUCUUGGAUAAUUAAUGUGCUUUGAAGCAUCAGCUGAGGCAGUGUUUAGUAGAGUCCAAGACCACAGAAAUACCUUGUUUUACAUUUAUGUGUCUAAAAUAUCGUGAUUAAAAUUAUUAUUGUAAUACUGUAUUUUGUAUAACAAAUAUGUAAAUACAAUUUAAUAUUAAUCUCAAGUUCACAUGGAGUAAUACGUGCUUCCAUUGUAACCUUGUUUUUAAUAUUGCAUGGCUUGAGAAAUUUUUCUUAGUAAACGACAGAAAUCAGAUAAUUAAGUACAUGUUGUCAAGUUCUGAUUUGUGAUGCUUUCUGUUUACAGAAUGUUUAUUAAACCACAAAAGCUGAGAAAAUUAAGAGUUGGCAUGGAAGGUAUUCCUGUGAUCACUAAAUUUAUUCGCACUACUACUCAACCAAUCUAAUUUGGAGAUAGCCAGUCUGCCAGUUAUUGGCAUCGCCACACGACUUCCAUGUGACAAGAAGUGCAUGGCUAGUACGGAGCCACCAAAUGCUGUGUAUUUUGUCUUAGAUAUGGUGCUUGUACAACUUUCAUCAAUCUACAGUGAAUCAUCACUGGGCAAUCAAAUGUUUUAUAGAAUUGACAAGAAUUAUGCUGGAUGAUCUAAGAAAUAAUUUUCCUCUUCCAAUCAGUCUAGCUGUUGCAUGCAAUAAGCAUUUCUUGAUAUAGUUCUGGUUUAGUAACACAGUCUGCUGCUGAUGCAACUUGUCAUCACCAGCAUGGCGUUGAAAUUAAAAGCAAAUCAGUUUUCCAUUGUUAAUAGAUGGAUAUGGAAGUGCUUCUUAAAAUAUAUGUUCCUAAAUAGCCACAUACAGCAGCUCACCGAUAUGAAAUAAAUUCAGUGGAGCUGUGCUCUUUUUAGACCUUUCCACUUAAGAGUCCUGUCAGGCUUUUUAUCUUUGGUCUAUUCAGUUUGAACGAAUGGGUCUGCCCUUUAAAUACUGAGUAGCAAAGUUGAGUUUUUUGUUCCAUUUGUUAAUACAGAAAAUUUAAUUGUGCACUACAAAAUAGUCAUCAUUUUUAUAAAAAUUAAACUUUUGUGUUUGCUGUAUGGUAUUAAGAUCUGCUGCAUUUCACCUCUUAGAUGUGUUGAAUCCAAGGUGGGCAAAGUUAUUCCUGUAUAUAAGUUUUGUAGAUCAGUUUGUAAAUGCUUUUGUGACUUGCAAUAAAAGCACUAUAAUAAGGUAAGAUCAUUAAUUAUGUAAUUAAGUUUGUAAAAAUGUCUGGGCAAAAUUGUCCCUUGCAUCACAUCUGUUUAUUUUUUCAAAUACACUAUUCCUGUUCUUUUUUUAAUGUACAGAUGUUUGGCAGAUGACCACUGAAAGGGCUUAAAUGGUGGUCCUGGUAAGGACAGGGAAUUUCCAUGCUCAAAGUCUACCUGGUAUUCACUUGUGUUUCCAUUUCUUAAACUUUUCAAAUGAUAAAAUAAUAGAUAUGAACACUCUGGUUAUAGAAGCUAGGUUGGAUUUUCUGGAUAUAUUAAAGCCUCUCUGCUCUUAAGCAUCUUUUUUUAAAUGCUCCCGUUUUAAAAAUGUAAAGUUUUGAUGGUAUUGAAUUCUGUUAGUAUUUUUCCUUUAAAAAAUAAAGUGUAUAUUCUACUAAAUAUA
Molecule: messenger RNA, 8943 nt
Organism: Eublepharis macularius
Lineage: Eukaryota; Metazoa; Chordata; Lepidosauria; Squamata; Eublepharidae
Gene: TEF
Product: TEF transcription factor, PAR bZIP family member
Exons: 5
Coding region: 468-1349 (293 amino acids)
Biological process (GO): regulation of transcription by RNA polymerase II
Cellular component (GO): nucleus
Molecular function (GO): DNA-binding transcription factor activity, RNA polymerase II-specific; RNA polymerase II cis-regulatory region sequence-specific DNA binding
Source: RefSeq, a predicted model, not a curated record